Messenger RNA from Micropterus dolomieu (smallmouth bass), 2847 nucleotides. RefSeq names its product transmembrane protein 268 (gene tmem268). NCBI's taxonomy places the organism in Eukaryota, Metazoa, Chordata, Actinopteri, Centrarchiformes, Centrarchidae. The transcript is spliced from 9 exons. Bases 121 to 1206 code for a protein of 361 amino acids. The record is from RefSeq and is a predicted model, not a curated record.
CGUAAGCCACUGUCUGUAUGCGCAGUUAAGACAUUUAUUGCUGCUUUCAAGGGAUCCAGUUGGAAGGAGAAGAGAAUACAAUCAUUACGACUUUGUUGACAUGAUGGACUUUGAUCUCAAAUGCAGGAUGUGGUUACCCAUGAGAUGAUGGAGGACAAGAAUGGACACGGUCAUGUGAUGGAGGAGGGCGAGGUGGAUGUUCAGAUCAGACAAACCAAAGAUCAGCCACAGGCCAACAACAACAAACCCAAAUGGUCAAAUGGUCAGUGUGUUCUGGCAAUGCCGAGCUGUUCAACGCUAAACCCCAGCUUUGAUCUGUCUCUGUGCCAAUCCAAUCUGGAGAAUUAUGGUUUUCAGAUUCCAGUCAGAGACCUGGAGGCUCCACUGAAGACAGCUCUGGACAUGCCCUCAGUCAGGAGGUACAUGGUUUUCAACUCGGCUCUCUUCCAUUUCAUUAUGGCACCGGUGCUGUAUGUGGUGGUGUGGUGCGCCAUGUUCUCCACCCUCCACCUGUACAUCGAUGUCACUGACUACUGGGUCCUCUGUCUCUCUGUCAGCAUGAUAUCCAUCUUCCUCACCACUGCUGUCAUCUUCGUCCUCCACCACAGUAACAAGGGGAUCAACAUGAACUUAGAUGUUCGGUUAAUACAGGUGAAUGAGAGGAUGGUGAAACACAAGCUGCUGGUGGCUGUGGCCGACUGGGUGCAGAACUGCACUGGAAACAUGCAGCUGUACUUUGUGUAUUGGGACAUGUCCCGCUGUCUGAGGGUACUGACUGAAACUUUAGAGGAGUACAGCUUUGUGGAGAGUGAAACCCAGAACAAACUGAAGAGGAAAAUGUCCCACCUCACCCUGGUGACCGAGGUCUCGGCUGUUGACCCUGAGGUCGGUGAGUCAGAUAUGGAGGAGAGUUCAGACGAACAGAGGCCUCUGCUGAGAGAUAAUGAGACUGGCUGCAGUACCUCAUCUAGCCAGAGGGAGGACGCCAAAGUCACCACCAACUAUAGCCUCAUCCCUGAUGCAUCAUUACCUGCUCAGGCUAAAGCCUACCAGCUUCUGAUAACCUACAGUGCAGCCUAUGUGAAGCUGCUGGUGUCGCAGAGGCUAUCAGGACCGUCACAUGACCGCCUACGUCCCAGGAGGAAUCACUGCACCACCGCCCCUCUCUGCCUCUGCCAGUACAUCAAAAAGAAGCUCGAUCUAUAACAGAGCCGACCAGUGUCAAACCAGGAAGCUGUUACAUAGAACUGGUGGACUGCAGUCCUUUAAAAAAAGACUUUGCUCCAUGUAGGAGCAAAAAUGGAUUAGGUUACAUGUUCAAGGACAUUUGGUCAAAUGAAGGACGUAUUUGGAGCUUCAAACUUUAGAUUUUUCUGUUUCUCCAGCCUGCAGGCUACUGUACCUCUGCGGCUGUUUUCACGCCAGCUCUGUUGUUUGCACUACCUGCAUUUUUGUCCAUUUGGUCCAAACAAUUUCUGCACCCUGCCAAAUGCUGUCACGCUGAGGUCUAUUCCAGCUGCUGUAAAACAAAUAUUUGCACUCUUGUAUACAUGACAAUCACAGCCUUAGUUACUGCUGUUUAAAUUAUUUGAUUUGAUUUGCUGUAGAUUCUAUUUGUCUUUGGGGUUGAACUGAAGGCAGCCGUGAAAAGUAACUGAGACCGUGGACUUUUACUUGUUAUGGAAUAUUUUUACAUUGUUGUAUUGUUACUUUUACUUAAGAAAAGGAUCUGAAUCCUUCAACCACUGCAGUGUAGACAAAGACAGUGGAAGCAUGAAGGAAAAGAGAUUCUCCUUGAUGCAGGUGUGUAAUGAUGCUGAAAAGGUGCUAACAUGAACCAUUGGCUUUAGUUUCCUCAGCACAGAACUGAAGGUUCGUUUUGGUGUUCUCACACCUUUGGUUUUAUGCGUGUGGGUCGAUCACUUACGUAUCUAUCUAUCUGUGGGUUUAUGUCUCACAUAUUACCAGCGAUUACUCAUCAGUCCUGAUGCUGUGGCUGAUAUGACAGCCCAGCGAGAGAGUAACAGAAUGACACAAACACACACAGCAAGACAGCCAGCGUGGCUGACCCAGGUGAAGCUGGCAUUGUGUGAUAGAAGAGACAGGCGUGCAGCGUGAGGCCAAGUUAAACGCUCUCAGAGAUGCUGGCUCUCCUAGGGAGGUUAAAUGGCCAUCUGUGAUCCUGCAUACAGGCUGGCUCAGCUCCCACCUUUAGUUUCUCCCUCAAACCUCUUUUCCAUUGGCCUGAUUGUCUGGGUCCAUACUUCACAUUUUAACAGAUUCAUUUUACAAUAACAAUGUGUCAAACAACAAUGUGUCAGUGUGAAAGUGGUUGCUUGUUGUGAUGAACAUUUUGAUUGCCCCAGGAGGUGGUGGAGCCCCAAAACAGAACUAAAAAAAGCAUGAAUAUUGGACUUACAUUGAUUAGGUGGGCAGAGACAUGAUAAAUUAUACAGUUGCUCGUGACUGCUGGAUGUGUAAAAUAAGCAACUGUGUGCUAAUUUUACACAUCUGCUUUAAUGGUGAUGAUAUGUCAAUGUUGUACUCACAAGUUGUUUCCACACACGGCACGGCAGGGCUUUAAGCUAAAUGCUAACGUCAGCAAGCUAUAACAAGCUCACAAUGCUAACAUGCUAAUGUUAAGCAGGUGUGAUGAUUACCCUGUGGGUGUGUUACGUUCUUAAAAUACAGCCAUGUGUUUGUCAGGUUCACUGUCUUAGUUUAUCGGCAGCAUGUUAGCUUGCUAGUAUUUGCUAAUUAGCACUAAAAACAAAAUACAACUGAGGCUGCUGUGAUGUCAUUCAUUUUCAGAUGUUAAGUCAUAAAAUAAAGUAUUGGACAAAUUUG